UUUAAAAGAUUGCUGAAAAUGACUUUUUAAACUAAAUUACGAUAUGGAAAAGUAUGAUAAAGAUACAAAAAAAGCAGUUGGUAGAGGUGCUUUUGGAGUUGUAUACUUGUAUCUUCGCAAAGAAGAUCGACGUGAAGUUAUUAUAAAACAAAUUGCUGCUGAUGAUUUGACUACAGAACAGCGCAAGGGUGUCAUUAAUGAAAUUGAUGUAUCUGCUAUGUUUAAUCACCCUAAUAUCAUUAAGUAUCAUGAAUAUUUUAUGGAGGAGAAAAAUUUUAUGAUUGUCAUGGAUUAUGCACCUGGUGGAAAUCUGUUUGAUUUUUUGCAGCAAAGGCAGCAACAAAAUAUGCUUUUAGAGGAAGAUGAAAUUCUCAAGUUCUUCGCCCAAAUUACAAGAGCUCUUCAUCACAUUCAUAAUCAAAACAUUCUUCAUCGUGACAUGAAAACUCACAAUAUAUUGCUUGAUAGAAGGAAAAAAGUGUUGAUGAUAUGUGAUUUUGGAAUUGCAAAAUUUCUCACUAAAACAAAUGCAAUAACUACUGUUGGUACAGCUCAUUAUAUGUCACCAGAAGUUGUGGAAGGCAAAUCUUAUAACAAAAAAAGUGAUAUAUGGAGUUUGGGAUGUAUUCUCUACGAGUUGAUCACUUUAAAAAGAGCUUUUGAUGGUGAUUCAUUAAGUAGCAUUAUUCAAAAAAUCAUAAAGCGAGGUUUUUCAUCGAUGCCUGAGCAUUACAGCGAAGAAAUUAAAGAUCUGGUCAAAGGUAUUCUACAAACUGAUCCUGUGAAACGAUAUGAUGUUAAUCAAAUACUGUCCCAACCAGUGCUCAUUAAUGCAUUGCUAGAUCUUGAAACAGAUAUCGGAAGGAUUCCAUGUAACUACAAUUUUGUAAGUUAUCAAAGCAAAAAAGCAUUUAACCGCAAUGCAACAAGUUCUGGAAACAUUUUAUUAGAAAAAGAAGUUUACAGAUCAAAGUCAUUUACAUCUUGGGGUGAUGAAGCUUCCAGACAGGCAGCUGAACAAACAUCAGUAGUUUAUUGUUGGGGAAAUGGUUUGUAUUUACCUACAUUUCUACCAAGUCCAGGAGCUGAUCAAUUUAUUAAGGAAGUUUGUGUUGGAAGAACAAAAAAACUUGGUCUAACUUCAAAUGGUCGAGUAUUUAUGUGGGAGAAUGAACAUUCAGACCAAUCUAAUGAUAGAUUAAUUCCAAAGUUAACUAGUGAGUUUUCUGGUUCUACUGUAGCGCAUAUAAGUUGUGGAGAUCAUUUCAUUGUUGCUAUGACUGUACAUGGUAUGUUAAUGACAUGGGGAAGUGGAGCACAUGGCUGUCUAGGACAUGGAACAACAGACGAUUUGUCAACAGCAAGAGUUGUUGAAGAUUUAGUUGGUUGUACAGUAACUAAAGUAGCUUGUGGUGCUGCUCAUGUUUUAGCACUUACAACUGAUAACCAAGUUUAUGUUUGGGGUAAUGGAAAUUCAGGUAAUCUUGGACUAAAUGAUCUACAAGAGAGAUGUAACCCCACCUUAGUGCCAUUACCAUCAAAUUUUCAUCCUAAGUCUAUAUUUUGUGGAAGAAAUUAUUCUUUUAUAGUUUCAGAAGAAGGAUCUGUUUUAGCUUGUGGUAAUAAUAGAUACAAUAAGCUUGGUCUUUUAACAGAAGAACAGCUUGAGACAAAGAAUGCCUUAACUAAUGAUGUUUUAGUGUUCACUAAAAUUUCUUCAAAACCAUUAUGCGAUCACAAAAUUAUCUCAAUUGGUACUGGAAAUUCUCAUGUGGCUUUUUUAACAGAUAAUGGUUUGUUGUUUAUGGCAGGCUCCAAUAAAAACUUUCAACUUGGAGUUAAGAGACCAGAAGGAGAUUUAAGACCUUAUCUUGUUAAUUCUUUGCAAAGAGUAGAACAUGUAGCUUGUGGUGAUAGUUUUACCGUAGCUGUAACAAAAAAUAAUAAAGUAUUCACAUGGGGAUGUGGAAAACAUGGAAGAUUAGGUCUAGGGAAUCUGGAGGAGUCUACUGAACCUAAAGAAGUUAUAAUUAAUGAUACAAACAAGGCAAAGUUUCAUUCCCUUUCUGCUUCAAACAAUACUGUACUUUUAGCUGGACAAAGUUAUGUAUGAAGUAUUUAGCGAAGUUUUAAAAUGUGAACAUGCUGAACAGUUUUAAACGUUUUUAAUUUUUGAAAAUUUUUAAUAGUUUUGAAUUAGAAAGCUUUUUAAUAAAUUUUUACUAUAAAGUUAUUUGUAGAGUUAUUGAUUUUUUUUUCUUAGAACUUUGAAUCCAUGUAUCCAUGUUGCUUUAGUCUCAAUUAUCCAUUUAGCU
Molecule: messenger RNA, 2315 nt
Organism: Hydra vulgaris (swiftwater hydra)
Lineage: Eukaryota; Metazoa; Cnidaria; Hydrozoa; Anthoathecata; Hydridae
Product: serine/threonine-protein kinase Nek8
Biological process (GO): protein phosphorylation
Molecular function (GO): ATP binding; protein kinase activity
Source: RefSeq, a predicted model, not a curated record